This is a messenger RNA of Drosophila subpulchrella, 1020 nucleotides long. RefSeq names its product glycine-rich protein DOT1. The record is from RefSeq and is a predicted model, not a curated record. The transcript is spliced from 3 exons. NCBI's taxonomy places the organism in Eukaryota, Metazoa, Arthropoda, Insecta, Diptera, Drosophilidae. The coding region runs from base 1 to 1020 and encodes 339 amino acids.
AUGGAAAAGUUGGUUUGGAUAUAUUUAAUAAUAGCAGCCGCUGUAAGUGUUCAGGGAUACACGAAAUUUGGUCGUGACUGCCGAGAUAUUGGAUGCGCUCCCGGUCAGCGGUGCACUUUAGCCAGAGAGCCCUGUAUAAAUAUAAAUCAAGUUGAUGGCGCUCAAUGCGGAAAAUAUCCUACAUGUGAGGGAACAGAACACCAGUAUUUCAGUUCAGGAGUCUUCUUGGAACGUCAAAAACGUCAAGCUAAUCAGCAGGGAUACGGAAUGGGUGGAAGUGGAAUGGGCAGAGGCAACGGAAUGAAUAACGGAGGCAACGGUGGAAAUGGAAUGGGUGGACAGAAUGGAAACGGAAUGGGUGCACAGAACGGAAGUGGAAUGAGAGGUAUUGGAAUGGGCGGAAAUGGAAUGGGCGGCAACGGAAUGGGCGGAAAUGGAAUGGGCAGUAAUGGAAUGGGCAGUAAUGGAAUGGGCGGUAAUGGUAUGGGCGGUAAUGGAAUGGGAGGGAAUGGAAAUGGAAUGGGCCCAGAGGGAAUGGGUGGGCGCGGAGGUAACGGCAAUGGAAUGGGACAAGGGGGAAUGGGUGGUAAUGGAAUGGGUUCUGGGGGAAUGGGUGGAAACGGUAUAAACGGAAUGGGUGGCCGGGGAGGAAAUGGAAACGGAAUGAGUGGCAAUGGAAUGGGUCCAGGCGGAAUGGGUGGCAAUAGAAUGGGACCAGGCGGAAUGGGUGGCAAUGGGAUGGGUGGCAAUGGAAUGGGUCCCGGAGGAAUGGGUGGUAAUGGAAUGGGAGGCCAGGAUGGUUACAACGGAAGAGGUGGUCAAAACGGAAUGGGAGGACCACCUGGUGGGCCAAAUGGAAUGGGUGGACCACCUGGUGGACCAAAUGGAAUGGGUGGACCACCUCCUGGUGGGCCAAACGGAAUGGGUCCGGGAAAUUGGCCGAGCAAUAACAAUUGGGGAAACGGAAAUAAUAGUAAUGGUAAUAGCCGCUUUAAAGGCGGCAACUCUAAACAAAACUAA